Molecule: messenger RNA, 1711 nt
Organism: Camelina sativa (false flax)
Lineage: Eukaryota; Viridiplantae; Streptophyta; Magnoliopsida; Brassicales; Brassicaceae
Product: protein CLAVATA3 INSENSITIVE RECEPTOR KINASE 5
Biological process (GO): protein phosphorylation
Molecular function (GO): protein kinase activity; ATP binding
Source: RefSeq, a predicted model, not a curated record
CUUUUGGUGAAGUGGGUUUCUUCUGCCAUGGAAAGCAAUUUUUUCUUGAUGUUGAAACGUUUAUAGUACUUUAAACUCAAAUUUUUAAAAGAAAGAAAGAAAAAAAAAAGGAUAAAGAUUUGAUUCUUCCAAUCUUUUUCUCUCUCUCUCUCUCUCUCUCUCCAUCAAAUACCAAAUUAUCUGGAAGCUGAGUACAUCUUGUUUUCUGCUCAUUCUAUUCUCUGUUUCAACAAUGGAGAGUACUAUUGUUAUGAUGAUGGUGAUGACAAGAUCUAUAUUUUGCUUCUUGGGAUUGAUAUGCCUUCUCAGCUCUGUUAACGGAUUGCUUUCUCCUAAAGGAGUUAACUUUGAAGUGCAAGCUUUGAUGGACAUAAAAGCUUCAUUACAUGAUCCUCAUGGUGUUCUUGAUAACUGGGAUAGAGAUGCUGUUGAUCCUUGUAGUUGGACUAUGGUUACUUGUUCUUCCGAAAACUUUGUCAUUGGCUUGGGCACACCUAGUCAGAAUCUAUCUGGUACAUUAUCUCCAAGCAUUACCAACUUAACAAAUCUUCGGAUUGUGCUGUUGCAGAACAACAACAUAACAGGGAAAAUUCCUUCUGAUAUUGGUCGGCUAACGAGGCUUGAGACUCUAGAUCUCUCUGACAACUUCUUCCGCGGUGAAAUUCCAUUUUCAGUUGGCUAUUUACGAAGCCUGCAAUAUCUGAGGCUUAACAACAAUUCUCUCUCUGGAGUAUUUCCUCUGUCACUAUCCAAUAUGACUCAACUUGCCUUUCUUGAUUUAUCAUACAACAAUCUCAGUGGUCCUGUCCCAAGAUUUGCUGCAAAGACCUUUAGCAUCGUUGGAAACCCGCUGAUCUGUCCUACAGGUGCUGAACCAGACUGCAAUGGAACUACAUUGAUCCCAAUGUCUAUGAAUUUGAAUGCAACUGGAGCUCCUUUAUACAUUGGUAGAUCGAGGAAUCACAAAAUGGCAAUCGCCGUUGGAUCCAGCGUUGGAACUGUAUCAUUGAUCUUCAUUGCUGUUGGAUUGUUUCUCUGGUGGAGACAAAGACAUAACCAAAACACAUUCUUUGAUGUUAAAGAUGGGAAUCAUCAUGAGGAAGUUUCACUUGGAAACCUGAGGAGAUUCAAUUUCAGGGAGCUUCAGAUCGCGACUAAUAACUUCAGCAGUAAGAACUUAUUGGGGAAAGGUGGAUAUGGAAAUGUGUACAAAGGAAUACUUGGAGACAGUACCGUGGUUGCAGUGAAAAGACUUAAAGAUGGAGGAGCAUUAGGAGGAGAGAUACAGUUUCAGACAGAAGUCGAAAUGAUCAGUUUAGCUGUUCAUCGAAACCUCUUAAGACUCUACGGUUUCUGCAUCACACAAGCUGAGAAGCUUUUGGUUUAUCCUUACAUGUCUAAUGGAAGCAUUGCAUCUCGGAUGAAAGCUAAACCGGUUCUUGAUUGGAGCAUUAGGAAGAGGAUAGCGAUAGGAGCUGCAAGAGGGCUUGUGUAUCUCCAUGAGCAAUGUGAUCCGAAGAUUAUACACCGCGAUGUGAAAGCAGCUAAUAUACUUCUUGAUGACUACUGUGAAGCUGUGGUUGGUGAUUUUGGUUUAGCUAAACUCUUGGAUCAUCAAGAUACACAUGUCACAACCGCGGUUAGAGGCACGGUGGGUCACAUUGCUCCAGAGUAUCUCUCAACUGGUCAAUCCUCUGAGAAAACCGAUGUC